UACACACCCCACUGUGAUCUCGCCUCCACUUGGACAUUAGACUAGACCUGUGAUAGUUAAACCUGUUAAUUAGUGGCUCUGUGGAAAGAAAAGCUCACACAAGCGAGGCAAUUAUAGAAAAAAUAGUGUUAAUAAAUCUCAGUCAUUCGGCUAGCUGCGUCGAUCGUCAAUUUCUCGUAAACAUAAUAUCGAAAACUAAGCAGUCGGCGUGGGCGUGGAGGCACAGCGGCGGCGGGCGGCGUGAGGGUAUGGUGAAUGCCCCCCGCUGGUGACGUGCCCUCCCCCCCCUCCCCUCCCGCCAUGAUGGACCGUGGCACCGUGCAUGUGUCGGCGCCCUCCCUGCACGCCCACGCCCACAUGACGGCCCUGACAGCGCCCUCGCUGCCCCAGCGCUCGCCCUUCGCGAUCCAGGAGCUGCUGGGCCUCGGCUCACAGUCGGACUCCCCGCCCGCGCCGCCCGCGUCCUCGUCCUUCGGCGCCGGGGGGUCCCUGGGGGCGGCGCCCCACUUGCUCUACUCCCGCCACGCCGCCCUCGCCGCCCACCAGCAGCACUCCCUGUUCCCCGACUCCCGACAUGUGUGGAUGAAUCACGCCCUUUUGCCCGGCAUGGGCAUGGGCGGCCUGGGGGCGCCUGUCACGCCCGUCACCGUCAGUAGCGGGAUGCCCUCCAUGCUGGGGCUCAGACACGACGCCCACGCGCCCCCGCCCGACGCCCACAGUCCAGGCUUGGAUUCGUCAGACUCUAUGAGCAAACCUUACGACGGACAAAACAUCAGCCUCGGGAAGAAGAAAAAGAAGAAACGAAGACAUAGCCGGACCAUCUUCACUUCCUUCCAGCUGGAGGAGCUGGAGAAGGCGUUCAAGGAGUCCCACUAUCCGGACGUCUACGCGAGAGAAAUGCUGUCCCUCAAGACCGACCUUCCCGAAGACCGGAUACAGGUGUGGUUCCAGAACCGGCGGGCGAAGUGGCGGAAGACGGAGAAGACGUGGGGCAAGAGCACCAUCAUGGCGGAGUACGGCCUCUACGGCGCCAUGGUCAGGCACUCGCUCCCGCUGCCGGAGACCAUCGUCAAGUCGGUGGAUGCGGGGGAGGAGUGCCCCGCGCCCUGGCUGCUAGGUAUGCACCGAAAGAGCUUGGAGGCCGCUCAGCAGCUGCAAGAGUCAGAGGCCGACGGCGAGGCCAGCGACGGCCGAGAGGACCCCCAGCAGCAGCAACAGCCUCAGCAACAACAGCAGCCCUCAGGAGAACCGCAGAGUGAACAGCAAGAGCAACAGAAGCGACAGCAGCAGGCGCUGUCCAGCGACCACCACCACGGGGAGGCAGAGAGCGGAGGUUUCCCCCGGGAACACCCCCACUUCCCCAUGGAGAAGGAGGUGGGCGGAGCAACGACCUACAACCCCACACGCCCUGAGCCCACCACCAGCCUGCACGCGGCGCCCUCGGCCUCCCAGCCCACCCCCGCCCCUCUCUCCGAUGACCUGCGCUCCUCCAGCAUUGCGGUCCUCCGGCAGAAGGCGCAGGAGCACGCCGCCAGGAUGAGCCUCAACAACAACAUGGCGGGGCUGCACCACCCGGAGCCGCUCCAUCACCACCACCUCGGCCACUUCUGAUCCCGCACGCCCGCAGGGCCGCCCACGCCCGACGCAACGCCGCCGCCAGGAGCACCCACACCCCCUUCGCCACCUUCGGGAACCUUUAUGACACUACGAACGCCUUCAGGAGACCCCGCUGACGCCGGCUCUGAGCCCGACGGAAGGACCCAGGCCACAGCGAGUCUCCGGCCGCACCAACGCUAAUUCAGGACACCUGCGCGAAGAGAACGAACGAAGCCACGGAGGACGGCCGUUGCCCCGAGGCACGCUCUGGGGCUCCUAUCCGAAAGAAACCUCCCGAGGCAGCGUCAGAAGCGUCUGUCCCUCUCGUCACGAACACUGAUCCCAUAAUCACGGACCAUUGGCUUAAGCUAAAACUAGCCCUUUGUACACCGUAAAGGAAAAAGAAUAGGAAUUGAUGCCAGCAUGCUUAAAGCAUUGCUACCAUUCUGAGCCACACAGUUUUAAAACGGAUGCAGAUAGCAAAAUUAUGCUAACUGUAGUGCCAGCUAAAAGUCCCUAACGGUAACACAAACACAAGGAUAUUUCUUGGGUUUAAGUUUAUUUUUUUCCUCAUCGACCAUUAUUUACCUAUUAUAGUUUCUGCCAUAAUCAUCUUCCCAAUCAUCACCA
This is a messenger RNA of Penaeus indicus, 2226 nucleotides long. Its product is annotated as visual system homeobox 1-like. NCBI's taxonomy places the organism in Eukaryota, Metazoa, Arthropoda, Malacostraca, Decapoda, Penaeidae. The transcript has 7 exons. Gene Ontology annotation, biological process: regulation of transcription by RNA polymerase II. The coding region runs from base 256 to 1611 and encodes 451 amino acids. Gene Ontology annotation, molecular function: sequence-specific double-stranded DNA binding; DNA-binding transcription factor activity, RNA polymerase II-specific. The record is from RefSeq and is a predicted model, not a curated record. Gene Ontology annotation, cellular component: nucleus.